Chlorella variabilis is the source of this 1716-nucleotide messenger RNA. RefSeq lists its product as hypothetical. Lineage: Eukaryota; Viridiplantae; Chlorophyta; Trebouxiophyceae; Chlorellales; Chlorellaceae. Bases 1 to 1716 code for a protein of 571 amino acids. The transcript has 7 exons. The record is from RefSeq and is a predicted model, not a curated record. Gene Ontology annotation, molecular function: metal ion binding.
AUGGCAAACUUGCUAUACCAGAGCCUCCAACCGGGGCUGGAAGAGGACCUGUUCGCCGCCGAUGCCGCGUACGCGGCGGCAGCCGUGGGCCUCAACAGCGCGGAUGAGAGCCUCCCCUACAGCACAUCGGAGCUGAACGCGCCGGAGUACUCCACAGACGACUUUAGGAUGUUCCAGUUCAAGGUGGCGCGGUGCAGCAAGCGGUACGUGCACGACUGGCGCGCCUGCCCCUUUGCGCACCCCACCGAGAACGCUCGGCGGCGCGAUCCGCGCCUGGUCAAGUAUCUGCCCGUCGCCUGCCCAGACUACAAGCGCGGCAUCUGCCUCAGGGGCGACAGCUGCACCUACUCUCACGGCGUGUACGAGUGCUGGCUGCACCCGGCCAAGUACCGCACCCAGCUGUGCAAGGAGGGCCCCAACUGCCGCCGCCCCGUCUGCUUCUUCGCCCACUCGGUGCUGGACCUGCGCCAGCCCUCCCACAGCAUGUACGCUGCCAGCGGGGGCGCGCCGCCCGCGGCGGCGGCCGCCGACGACGCCCAGGGCGCGGCGGUGGCGGCGGCGCUGUCGCAGCAGACGGCGGCGGCGGCGGCGGCCAUGGCCGGCGCCCGCCUCUCCGCCGACGCCUCCUUUGGGCGGCUCUCCUCCGAGGAGAUGCUGAACAACAUACAGGGGCAGGACAGCCGCAGCCCCAGCGAGGUGCUGGCCGCGCUGCCCGCCGCCGCCACCGCCGCCGCCGCGCUGCUGGCCCGCUCCCCCUCCUCGCGCCAGUCCAGCGCCAGCCUGACGCGCAGCUCCUCCGACACGCGGCCCGUCGGAUCCGCGCCGCACUCCCCUGCGCGCUCCCGCUCCCCGCCCUCCCCCACCCCAAACCCCCCUGAGCAGCCCGCCCGGCAGCGCAGCGCCGACGCGGCCGCGGCGGCCGCCGUCAGCGACGCGGCGGCAGCCAUGGCGGUGCUGACGCAGCAGCAGCAGGCGCAGGCGCAGGCCGCCGCCGCUCAGGCUGCCGCCGCUCUGGCCCGCCUGUCAAUGGAGAGCCGCGCCUCGCUGGACGCCUCUGCGGCUGCGGCGGCGGCGGCGGCCACCACCAAGGCCAUGCUGCAGGGCGGCGGCAGCGCCAGCCUGCCCCCCCGCAUGUCUCUGGACAGCCUGCUGGCCAGCCGCCAGGCGGCGGCGGCGGGCGGCUGGGCGCCCGGCGCCGCGCCGGCUCCGCCCACCGCGGCCGCCGCGCUCGCCUCGGGCACCUCCUCCCUGCCGCUCAACGAGCAGCCCUUCCCCUCAGGCAACGCGCCGCGCAUGUCCAACGCAGUCGCCCGCAAGCUGGGCCUGGCGCCUCAGCGCUCCUCCCUGGACGCGCGCGUGGGCAAGCUGCGCGGCGCCGCCACCCCGCCCCGCUCCUCGAUCGACGGCAUCCUGCACGCGCUGCAGCAGAGCUCUGCCCGCUCCUCCCUGGACCAGCAGCACGCCGCCAUGCUGCACGCCAUGGGCGGCCAGCAGCUGCAGGGGAUGGCGGGCCUCAACGGCGCCGCCGGCGGCGCGCCCCAGGUGCCGCACCUCAAUGGCUACCACGCCAUGCCGCCCGCGGCCUACGGCGGGCCGCUGCCUGGCGCCUACGCCAUGCCUCCCGCGGGCCCAACCGGCCCCGACGGCAUGGCGCUGCACCCGGCGCUGCUCAGCCUGGCCAUUCCCAGCCGCGCGCGAUUGCCGUGCCUAAGAUAA